AUGAAAGCUAGGUCAAGCAAUGCCCCUGCAAGCAACACUGACUACUCCAGUGAGCCUGAAUUGCUCUUUUCAAUGCUAAAUGGAAAGCCAUACCAGUCACAAGACACUGAAAGGUCUACUCAAAUGAAGUUGCAUCAAGAGUCUGCCACUUUGAUUCAACAUGCUGCAAGAUUAGAACUAGAAUCAAUCACCUUGAAAGAAAGUAUUGAGACGGCUAGUGACAGUUUGAAAGAGUUUCCCAAAGAAGGUUUAAGGGAGUUGUCUGUCUCAAUGAAAGCUAUCAAGAAGGACCUCGCUUUAAUCAAGACCAAGAUUAAUCUCAAUCACAAUCUUUUACAGAAAGGGCUUGACAGGGUGGCUCCAAGUGCAGACAUAACAAAGUUGAUUGAAAAAUCAACAACCAAUCAAGAGAAACUAUGUGUGAUUGUGGAUAAGGAAAUACAAACACUAAAUCAGUCAGUCAAGAACGUGUUGUUCCAAGCUGAUUCAAUUAAGGAUACACAGUCACACCAGAACGAUGCCGUGAGAAACAUAGCAACCCGAUUUGAAGCUCUAGAUUGUGACAUUAAGGACAUAAAGCAAUUUCUUAGUCUUUUGGUACCGCGAUUGAUCUUAUUGGAGAAACUGUUUGUACCACAUCUUUCACAAUUGGCAGCCCCACUGCAGAUGCCAGAUGAUGAUGACAACAACGAUGCACAAACAAAGCUGAAACGGCGAAGAUUGGAAUGA
This is a messenger RNA of Lodderomyces margitis, 729 nucleotides long. RefSeq lists its product as uncharacterized. NCBI's taxonomy places the organism in Eukaryota, Fungi, Ascomycota, Pichiomycetes, Serinales, Debaryomycetaceae. The record is from RefSeq and is a predicted model, not a curated record. Bases 1 to 729 code for a protein of 242 amino acids. The transcript has a single exon.